Molecule: messenger RNA, 10190 nt
Organism: Cyprinodon variegatus (sheepshead minnow)
Lineage: Eukaryota; Metazoa; Chordata; Actinopteri; Cyprinodontiformes; Cyprinodontidae
Product: nipped-B-like protein B
Exons: 48
Coding region: 495-9539 (3014 amino acids)
Biological process (GO): digestive tract development; establishment of mitotic sister chromatid cohesion; replication-born double-strand break repair via sister chromatid exchange
Cellular component (GO): Scc2-Scc4 cohesin loading complex
Molecular function (GO): chromatin binding
Source: RefSeq, a predicted model, not a curated record
CUUUAUGUGUUGCUUGGUGGCCAGACCCGGCAGACAAACGUGGAGUGGGGGGGUGAACAUUAACAGAAUUGUCCAAAGGGGGGGUAUAAUUCUGAUUUGUGAUGGGGUCUUUGCUGCUUUGUACCCCUGCCUGCCUCCUUGGCGUCGGGUCGGGGUUACGCUUCCUUUAGGCAAGUCCGAGGUCCACUUUGGGAAGGUAGAGACCCACCAACGAAGGCCGUAGUUAUCGUGAGUUGGACGUUGUAACCGGUGUGGGAUAAAAUAGCGAAGAUUAAUAAUGAAACCGCGGCUAAGCGGCUUUGAUGCGCACUCGAUGAGCUACUCCUAGCCAGCUAGCAUACAUUAGCUACAUCUCCAGUUGUUGCUAGCCGGCUAACCGCCAGUUGAUUUCGCUCACUUUCUCAAACGCUCUUUUGGAGAUGUGACGAUUAGGAAGAGAUUGGUGACACUGAGCUGCCUGUGCAUUGACACGACCUCUUGACCUCAUCUUCAGCAUGAAUGGUGAUAUGCCUCAUGUUCCCAUCACUACUCUUGCUGGAAUUGCUAGCCUAACUGACUUGUUGAACCAGCUGCCUUUGCCCUCCCCUCUUCCGGCCACCACUGCUAAGAGCCUGCUUUACAAUGGAAGGAUCUCCGACGAGGUCAGCAGCUUGUUGGUGUGUCGAGACGAGAAUCUGGUGACUCAGCUGGCCCAUAGCCUUAACCAGGUCUCCACUGAACAUAUAGAGCUAAAGGACAACCUGGGAAAUGAUGAACCUGAGGGUGACAUGCCAAUACUUCUCCAAACUUUGCUGUCCAGGAACCCCAGGAUCUUCAGGGACAAAAGUGUAUUACAGCAACCAUUAAUACAGCAGUACAAGAUUUCUCAGAACCAAGUGCAUGGAAGUCCAGCAUCAAACUAUCAGCAAAGCCCCUCUGGAUGCUUUACGUCCCCACAGUGUGGCUCAGCUUCUCAGUUUGUACCCCAGCAGAACAGUCCUAUACCUAGCCCCUACACCCCCCAGAGUCCUGCAGACUACAUUCAGUACAAUCCACCCAGUUACUCUCAUCAGACUCAACAAGUUGUCGGUGGCGUGAGAACAAUUCUUGACAACAAAGUCUCUGAACAGCUGUCAAGUAAUUCAUCUAACCAUAAUACGAAAGCCGGUUUGGAUGAAGAGUACAUAAACGUGGCUCAGAGACUGGGAAAUGAGGAGAAUGACUCUUCCAUAAAAGCCGCCGUAUUCUCUGUUUGUGAAGAGAGUCCAAAAAAGCCCAGGCCUUCUCUCAUCAUGCAGUCACCAUCACUUGAUGUGCCACAGGCUGCAGCACCUGACCUGCUCCUUAACACUGCCGACCGUAGAAAGAGGCAGCGAGAAAGGAGCAAAGAAGAAAACGAGAACAUGGACAAAAAUGUCUUCUAUGACAUAGUUAGCUCUCCAUCUAAGGACUCUGCCAGAUUGACUUUAAAACUGUCUCGAGUGAAGAUCCCAGACAUGGGCCGCUCUGAAGAACUCCUCCCAACCUCACCUAUGGACGGAGAUCAUGAAACGGUUGUUCUAAACAAUGAUAUUCAGUCAUCAAGUUCUCCUCAAGAUUUUUCGCACAAGUCAGAGGUUAACGAGGAAGCAAACUGUCAACAAGUUGCUGCACAGCCAAACACCAAGGAGACCGGAGUCAUCAGUGGAAUUGUGUUUGAUGACUCUGAGAUUGAAGCACUUGCUGAGAUUGAAAGAAUGGAAUCAGCCAAUGAGAAAGAGCGAUGCUCUAAGGAGGUCCAAGAUAAAGACAAGCCUCUAAAAAAACGGAAACAAGACACAUACCCUCAGGAACCUGGCAUUGAGACAAACGAAGGACCAUCUGUACAUUUGGGUAGCCCUGUCAGCAAACUGACACCCAAGAAGUCGAGUGCUGCGAGUAAUGGUGCCGGUCGGCCUGCCUUGAUGGUCAGUAUUGAUCUGAAGCAAGCUGGGAGAGUAAUAGGUCAGCCAGUAGUUGUCUUGGAACAGCAGCCGUUGUGUAAAGAUCACUUACGUCGCCUUAAGACAAGUGCAGAUCCUGAAAACCGACCUGGGAUCAUCAAAAAGCUUCCUGACACUUCCCAGAUUUCUGGUUGUGAUGGACGUACAGAAAGUAGUAAACAGAAGCAGGAAAACAUGCGUGAAUCAAAACGCAAUCAAAAUAGUAAACCUGGCAGUGAUAGGGGACACUCAGAGGACAGAUGUGUAGCGUGGCUAACACAUGACAUACAUUCAGAUUUGUCCCCCAAAGAUGAAACAAACAACAACAGCCACCGAUCCCAAAUAAACAAAGCCGAAACGCCAAAAUCCAUAAGCAAGGUGGAACGCAACUCACGAUAUGAAGAAGAGAAAGGCAGGAGCAAAGAAAAGGAUAAGGACAGGGAUAGACAGAGAGAAAAAGAUGGAGACAAAGAAAAGCUCAGUGAUCGAGAACAAUCCAGCGAAAGAGACAAAAAUGAAGACAAGGACCAGGACAGAGUCACAGACAAACUUCGAGACAAAGCCAGAGACCGAGUAAAAAGCAGAGAAAAAGACAAAUCCAUUGAGAUGGACAAGUAUGAAGACAGAGAUCAGGAGAGAGUCAAAGAAAAACUUCGAGAAAAAGCCAGAGAUAGAGAAAAAAACAGAGAAAGAGACAAAUCCAUUGAGAUGGACAAAGUUGAAGACAAGGGUCAGGACAGAGUAAAAGGCAAAUUUCGAGACAAAGUCAGAGAUCUAGAAAAACCCAGAGAAAAAGAUAAACCCUUCGAGAUUGACAGAGAUGAAGACAAAGAUCAGGUCAGAGUCAAAGGCAAACUUCGAGACAAAGUCAAAGACCUAGAAAAAUCCAGAGAAAAAGACAAAUCCACAGAUGUGGACAGAGACGAAGACAAAGAUCAGGAAAGAGUCAAAGGCAAACUUCGAGACAAAGUCAAAGAUCGAGAAAAACCAAGAGAAAAAGACAAACCCACAGAUAUGGACGGAGAUAAAGACAAAGACCAGGACAGAGUCAAAGGCAAACUUCGAGACAAAGUCAGAGAUCGAGAAAAACCCAAUGAAAAAGACAAACCCACAGAUAUUGACAGAGAUGAAAACAAAGAUCAGGAGAGAGUGAAAGGCAAACUUAGUGGUAGAGACAAAUGUAGAGAUGGAGAAAACCAAAAAGAAAGAGAAAAAUCCAGGGCAGAGGAAAAGUCAAGAGAAAGACGCAGUGAUGAGGACAAAAACCUGGAGAGACUCAAAAGCAAAGUCAGAGAUAGAGACAAAGAUGGAGAAAAGGUCAGGGGAAGAGACAAAUCCAUAGAUUUGGAUAAAGAUGAGGACGAUGGAGAGGGAGUCAAAGACAAAGUUCGAGAUAAAGACAAAAUCAGAGACAAAGAAAGAAAACGAGAAAGAGACAAACUCAGAGAAAGGGAUAAAGAGGAAGGAAAAGAUCAAGACAGAGUCAGAGACAAGUUUAGAGAUAAAGAAAAAUCCAGGGGAAGAGACAAAUCCACAGAGAUGGACAAAGAUGAAGACAAAGACCUUGAAAGAGUUAAAGACAAGGUUAAAGAAAGGGACAAAAUCAAAGACAGAGAAAAACUCAGAGGAGGAGAAAAAGGUCAGUCAGAGAAAGGCAGACACAUGGAUGAAAACUUUGACAUUAACAGCGAACAAGACAAAGAUGUUAAGAGAGACAGAGAUAAAGACAAAGAAAAAGGUAAAGAAAAGAACAGAGACAGAGAGAAAGACAGAGACAGGAACAAAAAGCACAAGAUGGCGUCGGAAGGCAAAGCUAACAGAAACCCAGCGGAGGAGCAAACUAAAUCUGACAGCCCUAAACUGAAGCAUGAUGAAGGCAGAAAAUCAGCUGAGCUCACAGAUCGGCAAAGGACUUCCUCUUCCAGCCUGCAGACCACCCCAAACAAAGAGCAGCGAACAAGUGGGGACAGCAGCACAAGCCAACCUGCAAGCAAACGGCAAGGCUCUGAGAGAAAAGCCAUUGAUUUGCCACCGUACCUGCUGGGUGGCAAUUCAGGAAGUCUCAAGAACUUUGUGAUUCCUAAACUGAAACGAGAUGGAAAAGACGGAGCAGAUAAAGAUCUCAGGCUCAAAAGCAAACUGAUAGAUACCUGGAGUGAACCAUUGGUGCGGUUAGAGAGAGUUUCUCUGGUUGAGAACUUGAACAAAAGAACUAAACCAGUCGUUGUGGUCAAGAAACUCAGCAUAGAGGAUGUAAAACGGAUCAUGAAGGAAACCAAGAAUGCACACAGAUCCAGACAGUGGUCCUCCUAUGACUCCUCGGACAGAGAGAGAGCAAAUAAGCGAAGGCACAGCAUGAUCAGUAAAAGAUCCAAAUAUGCUGAGGUGGAUUCAGAUAACGAGGAGGUGGAAGAGGAUGAUGAUGAGGAGUCUGAGUCUGAGGAUGAGUCUCCAAGAAAAAAGAAAAAGAAAAGUCACGACAAAGCUUGGAAGAUGGAAGAGAGGAAAGGUUCUAGGGAUCACAAACGAAGUGGAAGUUUUCAUAACUCUCGGCGGGGUUCAAGUGGCCGUCAACGGGACUGGAGCAGCAAUGAUGAUUCAGAUGAACACUCGCCUCCACCGAGCCUGAAUGAUGUUGCCCGAAAAAUGAAAAAACAGAAAAGCAGAACGGCGUACGAUUCCAAGAUGACAACAGAGGAAAAAAUGGACUCAUCUGCUUAUAGGAGGUUUGUAACCAACGUGGACAACAUUCUGGAGAGCCUUGAGGAUGUAGACCUCACUGCUGCAGAUGAUGAUGAGAUACCUCAAGAGCUGUUGCUUGGAAAGCAGCAAUUAAACGAGCUUUGCAGCGAUUCUACCAAGAUUAAAGCCAUGGGAAUCUUUAGCAAGUUUUCUUCCAGUAAACUGGUGAAAAUUCUGAAUAUAUUGGAGAAAAACAUUCAGGACAGUGUCACCCUUUCCACUUUAAUGAGUCAAGACAAUGAUUCAAUGGAUGAGGAACGGCUGUGGCGUGACCUCAUCAUGGAGCGGGUGACCAAGUCUGCAGAUUCCUGUUUGACUGCGCUUAACAUAAUGACGUCCCCACACAUGCCCAAGGCUGUUUAUAUAGAGGAUGUGAUCGAGAGGGUGUUGCAAUUCACCAAGUUCCACCUACAGAACACUUUGUACCCUCAGUAUGACCGUUCAUACCGAGCAGGUGCCUCGCACACUUCAAAGUCCAAGAAACCAAAAUCCUCUGCCCACAAACAGAAAGUGGUCACGGUGCUCUACAACAAAGUUUGUGAUAUUAUCAGCUUCAUCUCAGAGCUCCUUGAAAUCCAGCUGCUCACUGACACCACCAUUCUCCAGGUGUCAAGCCUUGGAAUUACGCCUUUUUUUGUCGAGAAUGUCAGUGAACUGCAGUUAUGCGCCAUUUCUGUGGUGACAGCAGUUUUCUCUCGCUAUGAGAAGCACAGGCAGCUCAUCCUUGAAGAGAUUUUCACGUCCCUCGCCAGACUUCCCACAAGUAAACGUGGUCUCAGGAACUUUAGGUUAAACAGCAGCGAUUCAGACGGACCUGCACUGUACAUCCAGAUGGUCUCGGCUCUGGUUCUUCAGCUCAUUCAGUGUGUGGUUAACCUUCCAUCGGAGAAGGAGACGGACGAGGAACCUAAAAAGAAGGUUGAUAAAGAUGUCCUCAUUACCAACUCUUAUGAAACUGCCAUGAGGACAGCUCAGAACUUUCUCUCUGUAUUUCUCAAAAAAUGUGGCAGUAAACAGGGAGAAGACGACUACAGGCCUCUGUUUGAGAACUUUGUACAUGACCUGCUGUCAGCCGUCAACAAGCCUGAGUGGCCUGCAGCCGAACUGCUGCUCAGUUUACUGGGUAGACUGCUGGUUCACCAGUUCAGUAAUAAGCAGACAGAAAUGGCGCUCAGGGUGGCGUCCCUCGACUACCUCGGCACUGUUGCCUCCAGCCUGCGUAAAGACUCUCUCUCUUCCAAGAUGGACCAAAGAACCAUCAAUCGCAUCCUUAAAGAGACUCCUGGUAGUGAUGAGAUACUGCAGCUCCAAAAGGCUCUGCUGGAUUUCCUCGAUGAAAACAUUGAUGCAGAUCCUGCUUUAUUGUUUGCGAGGAACUUUUACAUUGCCCAGUGGUUCAGAGACACUACAGUUGAGGUAGAAAAAGCAAUGAAGUCUCAAACCGAGAACGACGACGAUCCCAAGUACCGGCGGCAUUCCACGGAUUCGGACACGGCCGCAGAGAUUGUGCAGACAGUUGAGGCACGGAAAAAAUUCCUCCGCAAGGUCAUCAAGACAACACCAUUGAACUUCAGCUCUGUAAAGAUAAGCUCUGACACUGUAGACUAUGAGGACUCCUGUCUGAUUGUUAGAUAUCUGGCCUCUAUGAGGCCAUUUGCACAGAGCUUUGACAUUUAUCUAUCACAGAUCUUGAGAGUCCUGGGAGAGAGCGCUAUUGCAGUGAGAACUAAAGCCAUGAAGUGUCUAUCAGAGGUAGUGGCUGUGGAUCCAAGUAUAUUAGGAAGAGUGGACAUGCAGCGGGGGGUGCACGGUCGUCUAAUGGACAACUCCACUAGUGUCAGAGAAGCAGCUGUAGAGCUUCUUGGCCGCUUCGUGCUCAGUCGACCUGAGCUAAUCGAGCAGUACUACGACAUGCUUAUUGAAAGGAUACUGGACACAGGAAUCAGUGUGAGAAAAAGAGUCAUUAAGAUUCUUAGGGACAUUUGCUUGGAGCUGCCAGAUUUCCACAAGAUAACAGAGAUGUGUGUGAGGAUGAUCCGCAGAGUCAAUGACGAGGAAGGGAUCAAGAAAUUGGUGAACGAGACGUUCCAGAAACUCUGGUUUUCACCAACACCCAGUCAUGAUAAAGAAGCUAUGAAGAGAAAGAUCCUGAACAUCACAGAUGUGGUGUUGGCAUGCAAAGAUUCAGGAUAUGACUGGUUUGAGCAGCUCCUACAAAAUCUGCUAAAAUCAGAGGAGGACGCUUCAUAUAAACCAACCAAGAAGGCUUGUGUUCAGUUGGUGGACAAUUUAGUGGAGCAUAUACUAAAAUAUGAGGAAUCUAUUGCAGACUGCGAAGACAAAGGGAUAAACUCCAGCCGUGUGGUAGCGUGCAUCACCACCCUUUAUCUGGUGACUAAAAUCAGGCCUAACCUCAUGGUUAAACAUGCAAUGGCUAUGCAGCCCUACUUGAACACAAAAUGCAGCACUCAGAAUGACUUCAUGGUUAUUUGCAACGUGGCCAAGAUCUUGGAGCUUGUCGUACCUCUGAUGGAAAAUCCAAGCGAGUCGUUCCUCAACACGAUUGAGGAAGACCUGAUGAGGCUCAUUAUUAAACACGGCAUGACGGUGGUGCAGCACUGUGUGAGCUGCCUUGGUGCCAUUGUGAACAAGGUGACACAUAAUUACAAGUUUGUGUGGUCUUCUUUCAAUCGCUUCUAUGGAGCUCUGGCUAAACUCAAGACGCAGCACCAGGAGGACCCCAGCAGCUCCACUCUGGCUGCUAACAAGCCAACUCUGCUGCGCUCAUUGUUCACUGUGGGGGCUCUUUGUCGACACUUUGAUUUUGACCUAGAAGAGUUCAAGGGAGCGAGCAAGAUCAUCAUAAAGGACAAGGUUUUGGAACUUCUGCUAUACUUUACCACCCAUGAGGAUGAAGAGGUCCAGAUCAAGGCCAUGACUGGUUUAGGCUUCCAGUUCAUCAUGCAUCCAGAACUCAUGUUUGUGCAAGAUGUGAAGGUUCUUUACAUCAGUUUGCUGUCAGAUGAGAGCAGCUCUGUCAAUCUGAAGAUCCAUGUGCUCAAGAACCUUCAAACGUACCUACAGGAGGAGGACUCCCGGAUGCAAGAGGCGGAUCGGGAAUGGAAUAAGCAAGCAAAGCAGGAAGAUCUGAAGGAAAUGGGAGACAUCUCCUCAGGCAUGAGCAGCUCCAUUAUGCAGAUUUACCUCAAGCAGGUGCUGGAGUCCUUCUUCCACUCACAGUCCACCGUGCGGCACUUUGCUCUCAGCGUCAUCACACUGACUCUGAGUCAGGGCCUCAUACACCCUGUACAGUGUGUCCCCUACCUGAUCGCCAUGGGAACAGAUCCAGAGCCGACCAUGAAGAACAAGGCAGACCAACAACUAGUGGAGAUCGAUAAAAAAUAUUCAGGAUUCAUUCAUAUGAAGGCUGUUGCCGGGUUGAAGAUGUCCUAUCAGGUCCAGCAGGCCAUAAAUGGGGGCAAACGCGCGGUGAUCCGAGGUUUCCGUCAUGACGAUUCCGACACGGCUCUCUGUUACCAUCUGUACACUUUGGUCCGUGGGAACAGACAGCACAGACGGGCCUUCCUCAUCUCCCUGCUCAACCUGUUCGAUGACAGCUCUAAAACAGAGGUAAACAUGCUGCUCUUCAUAGCAGACAACCUGGCGUGCUUUCCUUACCAAACCCAGGAGGAGCCUCUUUUCAUCAUGCACCAUAUAGACAUCACUCUGUCUGUCUCUGGUAGCAACCUGCUUCAGUCUUUCAAAGAGUGUUUACGGAAAGAGCCUGUAAGACAUGAAAAGAAGGUGAAGACAAAGAAGAGAAAAAAGAAACAUCAUCGUAAGAGGAAAAACAGUUCUGAUGAGGAGGACGAUGAGGAUGAAGAGAAGAGCAGCAGCUCAUCCAGCAGCAGCAGUAGCAGUAGCAGCAGCAGCAGCGAUGAAGAGGAGGAGAAAGUCCGCAAGCGAAAGAAGCCUGGAGGCUGUGACUCGGACUCGGAUCUGGAUGAUGAGGAUGCUGUGAUGGACCGUCUGCCUGAAAACCCCGCCCCUCUGCUGGAAUUUGCCAGCGCCUCACAGGGAAUCCUGCUGCUGCUGGUGCUCAAGCAGCAUAUGAAGAAUCUUUACGGCUUCUCAGACAGCAAAAUCCAGAAGUACUCACCGACCGAGUCCGCCAAAGUUUAUGACAAGGCAGUGAACAGGAAAUCUAAGGUGAACUUCAACCCUCGUCAGACCCUUGAAUACCUGAAGAACGAUGUGGCCAACAGAGAGCUCAGCUAUGAGACUAAGAGGAAUAUCGUCAAACAGUUUUUGGAUUUCAAGGUGCUAAUGGAGCACUUGGACCGUGAUGAAGAGGAUGAAGAUGGGGGUGAAGCAAACGCUAAUGCCAGAAACAAAGCCAUCAAUUCGCUGCUGAAGGGCCCAAAACCACAAAAUCACAACCACAGUAACCACACUGCUCCAGUGGAGACAGAAGAUGAGGACAGUGAAGAUGAAGACCCUCCUGCCCGAAAACCAAGAAAAGAUGUGGAUUCUGCUGAGGACGCGGGUCAGGUGGUGGAGGUAAUGGACAUAGUCGCCAUCUGUCGGCCCAAAUACAAAGACCGACCGCAGAUCGCCAAGAUCAUCCAAAAGAACAGGAGCGGCUACAGCAUACACUGGAUGACGGGAUCUUACUCUGGACCUUGGGCCGUGGCAAAGAAACGGGACGGUCGCAAAAAGGUGCCUUGGGUCGACAACAUCAAGGAGUCGGACAUUAUUUACAAGAAAAUCUCCUUGACAAGCGGACAGAAGCUCACGAACAAAGUGGCACAGACUUUACGAGCGCUCUACGCGUCCAGGGACGGGACAAAGAGUUAAUAACAGGAAUUCCUCCGAGUGUCCCUCCCAGCUAUAAUCCAUGGAUCCGCUAUGUUACCCACCCAGAGAACGUUCACCUGUUUAGAUUUAAAGCUUUGGUGGAGGAAAUCUUUUUUUUUUUUUCUUUUUUUUUAAAUACCGAUGUUUAAGUUAACACAAGAAAAAAAUGGAAGAAGAAAAUGUUUGUGAAAACAUUGUGUGGGAGUCCCUUCGCUGUUGUGCAGCAACCUGGAUGUUUGAUUUUUACUCCCGCUGUAUCAUAGUUUAAGUAAAAAAAAAAAAAAAACCUGUUUAUAUCUGAACAUAAUUCUGUAUAAAAAACAAACAAACAAAAAAACAAACUGAAUGUUGGAAGUUAGUGUAUUGAUGAUGUUCUUAAUAAAGUGUUUUUUUUGGAAUUAUAACUAGAUCCAGAGGAAUUUAUUUACUUGAUGUCCAGCAAAUUUUAAUGUCUUGUUAUAAAGAAAUUGCUGUUUAGCUCCAUCUGUGUUAUAGACUCUCUCUGACAUGAACUAUUUAUGAGGAAAGCGGUGCAGUAUCUGUGCUAAUAGUGUUUUAAUAUUCAGUAGGUUCAGUGUGAAUUAGCACAGGGAAACAAUAAAGUUAUCCACCGCUCCUCUGGUGGAGCUUCUACUGCAAUAAACUUUUCUU